Malassezia restricta is the source of this 756-nucleotide messenger RNA. The record is from the annotation of a RefSeq genome assembly. NCBI's taxonomy places the organism in Eukaryota, Fungi, Basidiomycota, Malasseziomycetes, Malasseziales, Malasseziaceae.
AUGCUAUAUAAUAUCCAUUCACCUCUUGAACAAUUCGAGGUUGUUAGUCUUGCCUACACUGAAAUCCCAUAUUUCGGACAUGUUGCUCUAACAAAUCUUGGACUAUAUACUAUCAUUACUGUAUUCUUUGUUCUAGCAUUCCAUAUUCUAGGAUUCAACCACAAAAUUGUUCCUAGCCGAUGGAGUCUUUCACUUGAAUCUAGUUUCGCUUCUGUUCAUGGACUUGUUAAAUCACAAGUUGGUGCAGCUAACGAACGAUUCCUUCCUUUUGUUUAUUCUCUAUUCUUCUUCCUACUAUUCGCUAACCUAAACGGAAAUAUCCCAUACGGAUUCACAGUUACUACAUCAGCUAUUGUUUCUAUGGGACUUAGUGUUAUUGUAUUUAUUGGUGUUACUAUCCUUGGACUAAGUAUCCAUAAAGUACACUUCUUCUCAUUCUUUGUUCCUGCAGGUACUCCUCUUGCUCUAGUUCCUUUCCUUGCACCUAUUGAACUAAUUUCUUAUCUAGCUCGUGCACUUUCACUGGGAGUACGGCUACUAGCUAAUAUGGCUGCUGGACACUCACUAAUGAAAAUUCUUGGUGGAUUCCUAUUCUCACUAUUUACAUCUAGUUUCCUUAUUAGUAUCCUAACUAUUGUUCCAUUUGUUAUCUUCAUUGCUAUUAUUGUACUUGAAUUUGCUGUAUCAUUUAUUCAAGCUUAUGUAUUCUGUAUUCUUACAUCAUCAUACAUUAAAGAUGCUAUUGACCUACACUAA